Molecule: messenger RNA, 3536 nt
Organism: Pseudoliparis swirei
Lineage: Eukaryota; Metazoa; Chordata; Actinopteri; Perciformes; Liparidae
Gene: senp7
Product: SUMO specific peptidase 7
Exons: 23
Coding region: 202-3279 (1025 amino acids)
Biological process (GO): protein desumoylation
Cellular component (GO): cytoplasm; nucleus
Molecular function (GO): SUMO-specific endopeptidase activity
Source: RefSeq, a predicted model, not a curated record
CGGUGCUGACCGGAUGUUGCCAAUGUAGCAUUUGAUCGCCUGUGCAGUCAGUGAAUUGAGGCCAGUCAAAUGUGUCUGGAAAAGAUGUCGUUGGAAACCUUGGCUGGGAAGUAGUUGCGUCCAUACUGCGUAUAUUCCCUGUUGAUACCGAGAGAAGCCCCGGCCUCGGUGUUCUCGCUGUGUCUUACCAACUUGUGAGCCAUGAUGGAGCGAAGAAGAGCCUUAUCUAUUCCAUUUAAUGUUGACAAGGAUAACCGGAUGGAAAACCCGCUCCAAAUCUCCGUGCCGUGUCUUUCAUCACAGUGUGGAAAGUUAGAAAGACAGGUUUCCUGGACUGCAUUUGCAGAUUGCAAACGCAGACAUCGUAGUUCACAGCAUGUCAAUGGAUCCACGCUGGUUGAUCUCAACCAUGCAACCUUGGAAAUGGCCAGGCGGAAGCCCUGCCUGGUCCUCACCGACGUGCUGGAGACGGAGCUGGGGAAGGCGUACAUCGAACGGAUGAAACGGAGUCGCGCUUCUGAGAACGGGUCCUCGAGUCCACGGAGGGAGAGCGCUCGACCCAGAGAGGAACCCACGAACUGCAGAGACACCAGGUCCAGACAGAAGGAGGCCAGGAAGGAGGAGGUCAAGAGCGUAACCCCGAAAUGCAACCAGAAGACGACCUCGUCGCCCGCUCACCGGUCGAGACUCAGGAGAAGUUCUCAAAAUGUUGCCGCUGAAGUAGACAUAGAGGAAAGCAAAGACAUUGAAGAGGUGAUAAUAGGAAAGGACAACGGAGACAACUUCAAAGUCGCUGAAGUUGUAGAUUAUGGGUUGUCGGUGAGCUGGGAGCCGGCCACGGAUACAGGAAGUUGCGAUGAGUUCCCCCCCGCCGGCAUCAAGGACCGCUUGAGUGACCCGGAGGGAGAAGAAGAAGAACAUCGCAGUCUGAAGAGGAAGCUGAAGGACUCGGGGUACCAGAGCAAUGGGGCCGGCAGCCCCAAGCGCCGCCGCGAGAGCGUGCUCCGCCUCACGGGAGAAGACGGAAAAGAUGGAGGACGGGCACCGACGCAGAAACGUCCGGUAGAAGUCGAACAAGACCCGGACCGUACCAUCGUACAGUUCAUGGUGGGAGAGGACGAGCAAACGGACUCUGACGGAACCCCCGGGAGAAGUCCGUCGUCUAACCCGGACAACACGACUAUCACCAGCCCGUCUGAACCCAUUGUGCUCUCCAGUGAUGAUGAAGAGGGUGGUGACCCAGCAUCCUUUGCACUUGUCCCUGUGGAAGAGCCAGUAAUACAGACGCGCUCCCUGCAGGAAGCCGUGGCCAAACCGCGGGAAGCUUCUCAUAUAGACGACAUCCAGGUGUUGCGUGUGGUUGUGGAUCUUCCUGGUCCAAUGGAGAUGUCUUCCAUCCCCAGUAUCGACUACUCCUUCUCCACGCUGCACUGCGGCCGUCACCGCGGGAGAGCCAAUGGAGACAUCAUGAUCGCAGACCAACAAAUCAUCAUCCCACUGACAGACGCUGACGAAGAGGUGGAGGUGGUCUUGGUCUUGGAUCGUAAAGACCUGAGGAGGUACAGUGUGUGGGAGCAGCAGGAGCUGGAGGACCGGGAUCUUCACUUUGAGGACGACGAGGAUCCUUACCCUGUUGCCAUCCUUCUGUUUUGUGUGUCAGAAAGUGCCGCAGCUGCUGUGCAGCGAGAAAUGCUGAAGCUGAGUAUCAAACAGGGAGGAAAUGCGAGUUCUGACAAGGGGAGCCCCUUCAUUCUGCUGACGCUGAGACAUCCCGUGGAGGGAAUGGAGGGGGCUUUGUUACGCUCCCUCCUGGACAUCGACUGUCUCAACAGUCUCAGCCGGGAGAAGUUCUUCCUCGAUGGCGACAGAGUUAGUUGUUUGGAGGACUUUCACUCGCCGAUUCUUUCUCUGGACGACAGCGUGGAGCUGAUCAGAAGAACGGGACUGGACUCUCAUUUGUUGUCUCUGCUCGGCCUGGAGACCGGCGACUCUAAUGCCGACUCGGACCGGGAUGGUUCGCAUUGCGAUACGGACGAUAACGCCACACCUGGCAUCCAGCCGGAGGUCGAGUCGCAGAAGGAGAGCGAGCCGGAGCCGGAGCGAGACGCCGGGACGCGACUCAAACCAGAGGAGGGUCAGAAAGAGAAGGAGCUCCAGCAUCAGCCUCAGGUAGAAAAGGUGGAGCCCGCUCCCGUCUACACGCUGUGCCAUCGUAGGAGCAAAGGCUCCUACUCCGUGUCCCUGUGUAAACCUCACACCAGCAUGACGAAGUUUAAACACCACGGUCUGGCUCGCAGGUUGAUCCAGUUCCCCCCGCCUCCCUUGAAAGGAGGAAUCACCGUGACGAUGGAGGACCUGCGUUGCCUCGACACCGGGCACUUCCUAAACGACGUCAUCAUUGACUUUUACCUCAAGUACCUGCACCUGAACGCCUCCGCCGCCGUGGCCGAGCGCACGCACAUCUUCAGCAGCUUCUUCUACAAGCAGCUGACGCGCAGGGACAACGCCAGCGAAGGCGGAGCCAGUGACUCGCGCGUAGCGCCGCCAGAAAGCGGUCAGAGGCAGAGGCGACACCACCGGGUAAAGACAUGGACGCGCCAUGUUGACAUCUUUAAAAAGGACUUCCUGUUUGUCCCUGUCAAUCAAGAGGCUCAUUGGUAUUUAGUCGUCAUCUGCUUUCCUGGAUUGGACGAGCCGACGUCCGAGACCUGGAGCGGUCCGGACGGCAAGCUGCUGGACCCAGAGGCGGCUUGGGGGUCUGAAAGCCCGAAAGACGCCACAGAGACACCGCCGCCGCCAGUCCACGGCGACUGCGUGAACAUGGAGACCGAAAAGCCUCAAGAAGACCCGACUAAAGAGCCGAUGCCUGGUCCAGUGAACUGCACGGAGCAGACCUUCCAGAAGAGGACCGUGAGCAAGAGGCCGUGUAUUCUCAUCAUGGACUCCCUCAAACUUUCUCUCCACGAGCGAGUCUUCAAACUCUUACGGGAGUACUUGCAGUCGGAGUGGGAGGUGCGUCGCGGUUCAUCGAGGGACUUUGGUCUCGAUCAGAUGCAAAGCUCCCACUGCAAAGUUCCCCUACAGGACAACAGCAGCGACUGCGGCCUCUACCUGCUGCAAUACGUCGAGAGCUUUUUGAAGGACCCCGUGGUGCACUUUGACCUCCCUCUACACCUACAACGAUGGUUUCCGCGGCAGCAGGUGCGGAGGAAACGAGACCAGGUCCGAGAUCUGGUACUUAACCUCAACCGAGAUCAAAACCGCGGCACGGACGGAUAAGACGGACGAAGCGGCUCUGCCGAUUAGCGCGUCCCGUAUUCCCGUAGCCGGCGGGACAUUUCAGAGUGAACUAAAAGGAUUUCCUCGACAUUAGAUGCUGUUAUUGUACCGUACAUUCACCUCUCGCUAUCUUCGUCCCACGAAGGCAUCAGUUGACGUAAGACAAACAAGUAGAGACCGUCGAUACCCGCGUCCAUGACUUUUUACUGAUUGUUUUUAUGUCGCGAGAGCUUUUUUCUUUUCUUUUAUAAAAGCAA